Molecule: messenger RNA, 342 nt
Organism: Arabis nemorensis
Lineage: Eukaryota; Viridiplantae; Streptophyta; Magnoliopsida; Brassicales; Brassicaceae
Source: the annotation of a GenBank genome assembly
AUGGAAGGCAACUUAUCUACAACAGCCGUUGUGGGAACCAUAGGUUACAUGGCACCUGAACUGAUAACAACGGGAACUUCUACAAAAGCCGUUGUGUAUGCAUUUAGUGCUUUCAUUCUUGAAAUAACAUGUGGAAGGCGACCUGUGGUACCUGAGUUGCCGGUGGAUAAGCAAUAUCUGGUCAAGUGGGUUCGUGAGUGUUGGAAACAAGGUUCUUUACUCGAGACCAAAGAUCCAAGAAUGGGAGGAGAAUUCUUAUCCGAGGAAGUCGAGUUGGUUCUGAAAUUCGGUUUGCUCUGCAUAAAUGCUGCGCCAGAAUUAGGCCUGGCAUGGGACAAGUGA